AUGGCGCUAGGGUCACUGGGAUCGUUGGCCUUCAGCGUUGAUAAUGAUUACAAGAAUUUGCUCAGGAAGGAGCAAUCUGGACAGAAAGGGGAUGGGACUGGGGAAGAACACCCGACAAAUAGCAAAUUCGAUGGUGCAAUUGGUGAGGAGAGUCGCCGCCGGGAUCUUCCACGCCGGUGGGAGCUUUUGGCCGCGGAAGAUAACUGGACGGCCGUUAAGAUUUUAGAAGUGAACGAGCAGGGACUAACUAGUGGCAUCAGAGCCAUGGCAAACCAAGAUGUUGCAUCGAUGGUGCAAGGGAGCAGAGCAGAUGCUUCACUGCGCCAGGAGGUCAUCAUCCACAGGACCGUGCGAGACGUUGGCGGGGCCAACUGGCCGGUCCUCACACGCACAAACUACGGCGAGUGGGCGGUGCUAAUGAAGGUCAAUUUGCAUGCGCGCAAACUUUGGCGGGCCAUCGAGGAAGGCACCGAGGAUGAAGAAGAGGACUGCGCAGCGAUGGAAGCAAUUUUGUCCGUUGUGCCUCACGAGUAUGUGAAGUCACUGGGCACAAAGGACUCCGCAAAGGCUGCUUGGGACGCUCUCAAGGCCAGGCGCAUCGGUUCUGAUCGCGCAAAAAAGGCGAAGGCGCAGCAACUGCGGCGGGAGUACGAGGCGCUGGCAUUCCGCGACGGCGAGGCAGUGGAGGAUUUCUCGCUCCGUUUGCAGUCGCUCGUCAGUCAGCUAGCGGCGCAUGGCGUCCCCAUCACCGACGAGGAGGCGGUCGCGAAAUACUUGCGCGUCGUGCCGCCUAUGUAUGCCCAAAUCGCGCUCUCCAUUGAGACGUUGAUCGACAUGUCCACCCUCACGAUUGAGGAUGUGACUGGGCGCUUGAGGGAAGUGGAUGAACGCGUGGAGAUGGCGACGAUAACUACCAGCCGCAAGUUACUACUGACCGAGGAAGAAUGGGCAGCUCGUAUGCGCGAGCGGCGACCCGGGGAAGGCUCCUCUAACCAUGGCGGCUACGGCAAGCACCGUGGCAAGGCCACACAGAAGAAGAAGGACGACAACAACGCACGUCCGAUCGAUAAGGACACUUGUCGACGCUGCGGGAAGACAGAGCACUGGGCCCGGGAUUGCAAGAAUCCCAAGAAGGAGAAGAGGGAGGCGCACCUCGCGCAGGUGGACGACGAGGAGCUAGCUCUACUCAUGGCAACGAGUCGAGUGCCCAACAACCACAUGACCGGCUCCAAGGAGGCCUUCUCCGAGCUUGAUGACGACGUGACGGGGACGGUGAAGUUCGGCGACGGCUCGAAGGUGGAGAUUCGAGGUCGCGGCACCAUCAUCUUCCGGUGUCAGAACGGCGUGCACGGCGCAUUGACGGAUGUGUACUAUAUCCCGCAGUUGCGUUCAAGCAUCAUCAGCAUCGGGCAAUUGGACGAGCACGACUGCGAGGUGCUUGUCAAAGGCGGCGUGCUAAAGCUCAGGGACAGGGAACAGAGGCUAUUUGCCAUGGUCCAGCGUUCCCAGAACCGCCUAUACCUCCUCGACUUGAAAGUGGAGCAGCCGGUGUGCUUGGCGGUACGGCACACCGAGGAGCCAUGGCUAUGGCAUGCUCGGUUCGGCCAUUUGAGCUUCGACGCACUCGGCCGGCUGAGGAAGAUGGUGCGCGGGCUCCCGCACAUCGAGCACGCAGGCGAGCUGUGCGACAGCUGCCUGGCAGGGAAGCAGAGGCGGCUGCCUUUCCCAAAGGCGACCAAGUAUCGUGCGGCGGACGUCCUCGAACUCGUCCACAGUGACCUCUGCGGGCCGAUCACUCCGGCUACGCACGGCGGAAGACGCUACUUCCUGCUUCUCGUGGACGACUGUAGUCGUUUCAUGUGGUUGCAUCUCCGAACGAGUAAGGAUCAGACGGCGGAGGCGAUCAAGCGGUUCCAGGCUCGGUCUGAGGUAGAGUCGGGGAAGCGGCUUCGCGUACUGAGAACGGAUCGCGGUGGUGAGUUCACAUCUGUGGAAUUUGUCGCGCAGCCCGACGUCUCGUUUCUGAGGACGUUCGGGUGCAUUGGCCAUGUGAAGAAGACGAAGCCCUUCCUAUCCAAGCUUGAGGAUAAGAGCAUACCGAUGGUCUUCCUAGGCUACGAGGAGGGGAGCAAGGCCUAUCGGCUCUACGAUCCGCGCGGAGGCAAGGUGGUGGUCUCGCGAGAUGUGGUGUUCGACAAAAUGGUGGUCUGGGAUUGGGAGAAUCCUGGCACGGGGGAAGCCCGUGGCGUCAGCGGUACAUUUGUCAUCGAGCAUUUGGGGAUCCACGGAGGAGGAGAUGUGGGAAUAGAGGAGCCAGCUGCGGACGCGCCAAGUCCAGCAACUGUGGUUGCGUCGGUUGAGCCACAAAGUCCGGCCAUGGGCACGGGCGAAGAGUCUCCACCAGCGGCUGCGCACACGCCCCCACCACAGUCCCCUGAUGCGGCAGGACAGGGGACACCUCCAGCAACGACAGUUGAGUUCGCCUCUCCUCCAAGCAACAUCGACGAGUAUGUGGAUGCCUUCCACGACGGUGAGGAGGUGAGGUUUCGCAGGAUGGACAACCUCGUUGGCAACUCGGUUGUACCAGGUUUGGCGAGCCGAUUACUCGACGAUCAGGAGCUACUCCUCGUCAGCGCAGAGGAGCCAUCGACUUUCGCACAGGCCGAGCGCGAUGUCAGUUGGAGACAAGCUAUGCUAGAGGAGAUGAAGGCGAUCGAGGAAAAUGAGACGUGGGAGCUCGUCGAUCCACCUCCAGGCUGUCAUCCAAUCGGGCUCAAAUGGGUCUACAUGGUCAAGCGGGACGAGUGUGGGGCCAUAGUCAAGUACAAGGCGCGCCUCGUUGCUCGCGAUUUCGUCCAGCGUGAAGGCAUCGACUUUGAGGAAGUUUUUGCACCAGUGGCGCGUAUGGACGGAGAUUGUCUUCGUCAAGCAAGCCUUGGGCUUCGCCGUCAAGGGAGAGGAGCACAAGGUGUUGCGGCUGCGGAAGGCACUCUAUGGGCUGCGACAAGCCCCACGAGCGUGGAACGCCAAACUCGAUACCACCCUGGGUGCGCUUGGGUUCACGCGCUGCGCGACAGAACAUGCGCUCUACACGCGACGACGGGGGAAGGAGGAGCUCAUAUCAUCGUCGGCGUGUAUGUGAAUGACUUGAUCAUCACCGGGGCACGAGAAGGGGACAUCAACGACUUCAAGUGCGAGAUGGCAGCUCGUUUCCGCAUGAGCGAUCUCGGGCAGCUCUCCUACUACCUCGGCAUCGAGGUGAAGCAGGGGAGAGACUCCAUCAUUCUCUGCCAGCGUGCGUAUGCAGGGAAGCUGUUGGAGCGGAGCGGCAUGGCUGAUUGCAAGUCAUGCGCGACUCCGAUGGAGGAGCGGCUGAAGCUGAUGAAAGCCAGCAUCGUAGGGAAGGUGGAUGCAACACUCUACCGGAGUAUCGUCGGCGGGCUGCGCUAUCUAGUCCACACGAGGCCAGAUAUCGCAUUCGCCGUGGGCUAUGUUAGUCGUUUCAUGGAGGACCCUCGAGAGGAUCAUUGGGCUGCAGUAAAACGACUGUUGCGUUAUGUCAAGGAGACUGUGGACCAGGGCAUCAUUUUCCCCAAGACCGGGGCGGGAGAGGGCUGCGGCUCAUGGUUUUCAGCGAUGCAGACAUGGCAGGCGACAUUGAUGGGCGGAAGAGCACCUCCGGCGUGCUCGUCUUCCUUGGAUCGGCCCCAAUCUCAUGGCAGUCGCUGA
Molecule: messenger RNA, 3729 nt
Organism: Striga hermonthica
Lineage: Eukaryota; Viridiplantae; Streptophyta; Magnoliopsida; Lamiales; Orobanchaceae
Source: the annotation of a GenBank genome assembly